AUGGACGUGACAAUACAAGGGACACCGGUCGAAUAUAGCACAUUCACCAACAACAACAACAACAAUGGCGGCUCGUUCGACGCCAGCGAGUUUGCCCGGAAAUUCCGCGACCAAUUCCUGAGCGGACCGAGGAAUGGAUUCGGAGGAAUGAGCAAUGCAAACAACUACAACAACAACAACCAAAUGCCGCCCGCCUUCAGCUCGCAGCCAAACAAGGGCAAAUGCCCCUACUGCUUCGGCAACAACUUCAAGAAGGCCAAGCGAAGGGUC
Molecule: messenger RNA, 270 nt
Organism: Mesorhabditis spiculigera
Lineage: Eukaryota; Metazoa; Nematoda; Chromadorea; Rhabditida; Rhabditidae
Source: the annotation of a GenBank genome assembly